AUCUCCUCUUCUCAAUCGCCGCGCACCCUUCUUUACAUUUCUUCUGUUCGACAAGAAAUAGAUUCGAUAUUGGCCAUGUCGACAGCGAUCACGGACGUUCCAGCGCCAUUUGUCCUCACGAAUUUGCCAUCGCCCGAGGAAUAUCUCAAACGCAAAGUUGCACUCAUUUCUGGCAUCACUGGUCAGGAUGGUUCCUACUUGACUGAAUUGCUGCUGGAGAAGGGAUAUGAAGUGCACGGCAUCAUCCGCCGCUCGUCGAGCUUCAACACUGGUCGUCUGCAUCACCUUUACGAGGACCAACACGAGCGCCCAACCAAAUUCAAGCUCCACUAUGGCGAUCUUUCCGAUAGUACCAACUUGGUGUACAUCAUCGCCCAGGUCCAGCCGACCGAAAUCUAUAAUCUCGGCGCGCAGUCGCACGUCAAGGUCUCAUUCGAGAUGGCCGAGUACACCGGCGACGUCGACGGGCUCGGCACGCUUCGCCUGCUCGACGCUGUGCGGACGUGCGGACUCGAGCGACACGUGCGCUUCUACCAAGCGUCCACUUCUGAGCUGUACGGGCUCGUGCAGAGCGUCCCGCAGGACGAGAACACGCCGUUCUACCCGCGCUCCCCGUAUGGCGUUGCAAAGCUGUACGCGUUCUGGAUCUGCAAGAACUACAGGGAGGCGUACGGCAUGUACGCAUGCAACGGUAUCCUUUUCAACCACGAGAGCCCGCGUCGUGGCCGCACCUUCGUGACGCGCAAAAUCACGCGCGCCGCGGCAGACAUCAGCCUUGGGAAGCAAGGGUGCCUGUACUUGGGCAACUUGGACGCGCAGCGAGAUUGGGGACAUGCCCGUGAUUAUGUCGAGGGUAUGUGGCGCAUGCUCCAGCAGCCUGCACCCGAAGACUUUGUCCUUGCUACGGGCGAGACGCAUCCUGUGCGCGAAUUUGUCGAAAAGUCGUUUGCCGUGCUCGAUAUUCCCAUCAGAUGGGAGGGCAAAGGCGAACAGGAGGUCGGCAUUAACACCAAGAACGGAAAGGCCGUCGUCAAGGUCGAUCCAGGAUACUUCCGUCCCGCUGAAGUGGAGCUUCUCCUUGGCAAUCCCGCAAAAGCAGAGAAGCAGCUAGGCUGGAAGCGCAAAGUCGACUUUAACUCCCUCAUCAAGGAGAUGGUGGAAGCGGACCUCAAGGCAAGCAAGAGCCUUGUCGAGGACCAGAAUUAGGUUCUGCGCGUGCGCGAGCCCAUUGGAGAAGAUUGUACAAUUUUGUUUACAUUUGUUCAUGGACACGGUACGGCAGCGUCACAGGGGGGAGCGUAAUUGAUUGCAUUGGUUUUUCUUUCUCAUUAUGUGGAAGGCGUGUCAGGAAAUAUACAUGACGCAGGUGUGGCGCAAGAUAACCAAGGUUGGCGGUACGUGUUGAUUGGCACCGAGGCAUCAGUCUUGAUGCGAGGAGCCUUGUGACCUUCUUCAUUGGAAGGUUCGUGCUGAUUGCCCAACCGUUGUGCCUCGGCGUUUCUAGAUCUCAAAUGGGACUUGCAUUGGCACUCACCAUGCAACGUGCGCAACCUGUCAUGAGCCGGUAAUACUAUGUCCAUGAUGCCUAG
Messenger RNA from Heterobasidion irregulare TC 32-1, 1589 nucleotides. RefSeq lists its product as uncharacterized. Gene Ontology annotation, biological process: GDP-mannose metabolic process. The coding region runs from base 76 to 1206 and encodes 376 amino acids. The transcript is spliced from 8 exons. NCBI's taxonomy places the organism in Eukaryota, Fungi, Basidiomycota, Agaricomycetes, Russulales, Bondarzewiaceae. Gene Ontology annotation, molecular function: GDP-mannose 4,6-dehydratase activity. The record is from RefSeq and is a predicted model, not a curated record.